This is a messenger RNA of Penicillium riverlandense, 867 nucleotides long. RefSeq lists its product as uncharacterized. Lineage: Eukaryota; Fungi; Ascomycota; Eurotiomycetes; Eurotiales; Aspergillaceae. The record is from RefSeq and is a predicted model, not a curated record. The coding region runs from base 1 to 867 and encodes 288 amino acids. The transcript is spliced from 2 exons.
AUGUUUCCAAGCGUGAGCUCCCCCGACAAUGCGAGCUAUUACAGCGACACAAGCGAUGAGCGGCCUAGUCCACAACCCGCGCGCACCAAAAUCCACGCGACAUUCCAGAUCGCGCGCCCGCCCCCGAAAUCCUACCAGCGCCUGCUGAGGACGCCAAAACUGCUGCUUCAAAUCCAACAGCUGGCCCCAAACCACCGUCCCGUGCCCGUGCUAGAGAUCUACGAGGCACAUUAUCGCAAAUCGAAACUAACCCGCGACUUUGCCCAGCGGCCGAAACUAGCCAAGGGGGAUAUCUAUGCUUCACUCGGGGAACCCUACGUCACUUCUCACACGAGGAAGCAGUCAACAAGCUCAGAUACACCAGAACAUGGCGACCUCCAAGCCCAGGAAAAAGAUAUUAUCGCGGUCAUGUGCGAUGCGACAUCCGCCGUCUAUUUCCGCGAUGCGCGGUGCAGCUGGCCAGCCAGCACCGGGACGGCAGGCGCAGAGCAAAGCGCGCCAUGUUAUCGAUUUGCGAUCACCGAUGAGCAUGGAAACGAACCAGAGCAUUCCAGUUGGAUCAUGCAGUGGGAAAAAAGACCAUCGAGGCAUGGAAGCGCUUCCGCGGACAAAGAUCAGUUCGUGCUUGUUAUUAUCGACCGGAAGACACGCCGUAGGAGUCGUCUAGCGACGAUGGAUCGCGGUGGAGUGGAAAUUAAGAUUCGCAAGGGUGCCAUCUUGGAAAAACUGCAGAAAUCCAUGGAUUUGACGAGCCCCGUUCCGGGCCCGUCCCAGAAUCAUCCUUACGGGACCCUGGAAACCUGGCUGUAUACCCACAUACUCACGCUCGGAGCGUGGGUGGCUUCCCACGAGGGAUGGCUGAGCUGA